This is a messenger RNA of Columba livia (rock pigeon), 1200 nucleotides long. Its product is annotated as T-cell activation Rho GTPase-activating protein-like. The record is from RefSeq and is a predicted model, not a curated record. Gene Ontology annotation, biological process: regulation of Rho protein signal transduction; signal transduction. Gene Ontology annotation, molecular function: GTPase activator activity. The coding region runs from base 1 to 1200 and encodes 399 amino acids. The transcript is spliced from 10 exons. Lineage: Eukaryota; Metazoa; Chordata; Aves; Columbiformes; Columbidae.
AUGCACAGACCACCAGAAGGAGUGGAGGGAGCCCGGGUUACCCAAAUGCCCUCCUUCAAGCAGCUGCUGAAGGAGCUGAGGGGCCGCAACGCUGCCAUGACACUGCACGCCAGCAGCCUGGACAGGCUGGUGGAGAGCCAGGCAAAGGCUGGUGCAGAGGAGCGGCCACCACCUGUUGUCCCAUCUGGCAGCGAAGGUGGAGUUGGCCACUUGGCUGCAGGUGGGACGCCCGGGUGGAGGAGGUGGCUGCCCUGGCCCUUUGGGCAGCGAGGGACCCCAUCUGCUGCAGAGGCUGCCGAGCCAUCAGGCUUUGGCCACAGGGGGCUUCUGUUUGGCCGGCCCCUGGCAGCUCUCUGCAGCCAGGACGGCACACUGCCUCAGCCCAUCCAGGACCUGCUGGCUCUCCUGCAGGAGCACGGCCCGUCCACGGAGGGGAUCUUCCGGCUGGCGGCCGGCGAGCGCGCCUCCCGGGAGCUGCGGGAGGCCCUGGACAGCGGCGCCCCGGUCCAGCUGGAAAGCCAGCCGGUGCACCUCCUGGCCGCCAUCCUGAAGGAGUUCCUGCGCAAGAUCCCCUCCAAGCUCCUCCAGAACGAGCUCUAUGAGGACUGGAUGAGCGCCCUGCAGAAGACCAGCAGGCAGGAGAGGCUGGCGGGGCUGAAGGAGGUGGCCAGCAAGCUCCCCACAGCCAACCUCCUCCUCCUCAAGCAGCUGCUCACCCUGCUGCACACCAUCAGCAGCAACACCUGCACCAGCAGGAUGACCACUGCCAACCUGGCCAUCUGCGUGGGGCCGAACCUCCUCAGCCCACCCGAGGAGGACUCGCUGCCCCUGGACGUCCUGGUGCAGGUGACAGGGAAGGUGACGCAGCUGGUGCAGUUCCUCAUUGAACACCAGGAGGAACUGUUUGAGGAGGAGGAGGAGGAUGGGCUUGCCCGUGCUUCAGCAGAGGAGUUGCCAGCAGUGGAGGCAGAAGCAGAAUCCCCAGAGGAGCCUCCAGUCACUCUGGAAAGCGAACACCUGAUGAGCUCCUCUGGGGAGAGCAGGUGGAGAUCUAUUUCGGCUGCUUGGAUUUCCUGGAUGAGCUCUGACACCUGGGCUUCGAGGGCCAUGAUCCAGCGCCAGCACCACCUCGGCGGAGGCGAGGACAGAGACACCGUGCCCUCCUGCUCUAGCCGGCACAUUCCACCUGUGCACCGCUAA